CGUUUCUGUAAAAGUUUUCAAAUCUUCAAAGCGAAAACCUCUCUCUCACCACCUUAUCUCUCUAUCCUCUAAUCUCAUGGCGAAAUGCAACAAAAUUCGAGACAUUGUUCGAAUCCGUCAAAUGCUGAGAUCGUGGAGAAGGAAGGCCUCCACUCCGGCCUCCAGCCGCCGCCUCCCGCCGGACGUGCCGGCUGGGCACGUGGCGAUCUCCGUCGGAGCGAGCUGUCGGAGAUUCAUCGUGCGCGCAACAUACCUCAACCACCCAAUCUUCCAGCGGCUGCUCAGUCAGGUCGAGGAGGAGUACGGAUUCGCCAAUUACUCGGGGCCGCUGGCGAUUCCGUGUGACGAGACGCUGUUUGAGGAGAUUCUGCGGUUUGUAUCGUGCAGCAUUUCGGAUCUCCAGAGAUGCCGGAAUGAGGGUUCCGAUCUGCUCGCCGGCGAAUCUCUGCCAUUGUUGUACGGUUUCAGCAACUAAGGAGAUUUACACGUGAUUUGGAUAAUUUUAACUUUUUUUUUUUUUUUAAUCUUUUAGAAAUUUCCACCUUUAUUCGGAAAUAUUAUUUGCUAGGGCGACGGAGAAUGGCAAAUUGAGUCAUCCCUUUAGUUGAUUCAGAAAAAGACGUGAUAUUAUAAACGUCUUUUUUCAGAUAUAUUUUGUAAGUUGGAAGUGAUUUUAUUUAUUUAGGAAUUCCAUUUAUGAAAUAUUGUUAUUUACA
Messenger RNA from Salvia miltiorrhiza (redroot sage), 716 nucleotides. Its product is annotated as auxin-induced protein 15A-like. The record is from RefSeq and is a predicted model, not a curated record. The transcript has a single exon. Bases 77 to 475 code for a protein of 132 amino acids. Gene Ontology annotation, biological process: response to auxin. NCBI's taxonomy places the organism in Eukaryota, Viridiplantae, Streptophyta, Magnoliopsida, Lamiales, Lamiaceae.